AGAUUGGGGCAAUCGCGGCCGUCCAUCUUAAAACCCUAAACUGAAGGAGGCUUUAGGGUUCUAGAGCCGCCUCGCUCUUCUUCACUUCGCCGCCGCGCCGCCAGGUACGCUCGCCUCCCUCCGCCAUGACGGACUCUCUCGUCUCCAAGGGCCGCAUGGAAGGCCACACGGACUGGGUGACCGCCAUCGCCACGCCCGUGGACAACAGCGACAUCAUCCUCUCGGCGUCGCGCGACAAGUCGGUCCUUCUGUGGAACACGCAGCACAAGGAUCUCACCGAGCAGGACUUUGGCUUGCCACAGCGCCGCCUCACGGGCCACGCCCACUUCGUCCAGGACGUGGUCAUCUCCUCGGAUAGCCAGUUUGCGCUCUCGGGCUCCUGGGACGGCACCCUCCGCCUCUGGGACCUGGCCAACGGCAACACCACUCGGCGCUUUGUCGGCCACACCAAGGACGUCCUCUCGGUGGCUUUCUCCGCGGAUAACCGCCAGAUCGUCUCGGGCUCGCGCGACAAGUCGAUCAAGCUCUGGAACACGCUCGGUGAGUGCAAGUAUACGAUCCAGGACCAGGACUCUCAUACCGGAUGGGUGAGCUGCGUCCGCUUCUCGCCGGUGACUACGAAUCCCAUCAUCGUCUCCGGCGGCUGGGACAAGAUGGUGAAGGUGUGGAACCUGACGAACUGCAAGCUCCGGACCAACUUAGCCGGCCACUCCGGCUACGUGAACUCGGUCACGGUCUCGCCGGAUGGGUCUCUGUGCGCUAGCGGUGGCAAGGACGGUGUUGCCAUGCUGUGGGACUUGGCGGAGGGGAAGCGGCUCUACUCGCUGGACGCUGGGGAUAUCAUCCAUAGCCUGUGCUUCAGCCCCAACAGGUACUGGCUCUGCGCUGCGACCCAGCAGUGCGUGAAGAUCUGGGAUCUGGAGAGCAAGAACAUUGUCGAGGAGAUCAAGCCCGAGCAGGUGUCCAAGAAAGAGCCGACUUACUGCACCACUCUGAACUGGAGUAUGGAUGGAUCCAAGUUGUUUGCUGGUUACACGGACGGUGUCAUUCGCGUUCACAGCGUCGGGCACUAGAAGCAAAACGUCGCCGCCAACUGCUGAUGUAGGCUACGUAAUUUUCUUGGAGUACCGAUAACGGAGAGGCUUUGUACUCGUUCGUCUUUUGAAUCAAAAAGCUUUUUUUUCCAAAUAAAAUGCCACUUACUUUAGCUUUGAAA
Molecule: messenger RNA, 1216 nt
Organism: Selaginella moellendorffii
Lineage: Eukaryota; Viridiplantae; Streptophyta; Lycopodiopsida; Selaginellales; Selaginellaceae
Product: guanine nucleotide-binding protein subunit beta-like protein
Exons: 2
Coding region: 126-1073 (315 amino acids)
Biological process (GO): rescue of stalled cytosolic ribosome; positive regulation of protein phosphorylation
Cellular component (GO): nucleus; cytosol
Molecular function (GO): protein kinase C binding; translation regulator activity; ribosome binding
Source: RefSeq, a predicted model, not a curated record